Hypomesus transpacificus is the source of this 9177-nucleotide messenger RNA. RefSeq names its product immunoglobulin superfamily, member 10 (gene igsf10). The record is from RefSeq and is a predicted model, not a curated record. Gene Ontology annotation, molecular function: protein binding. Gene Ontology annotation, cellular component: extracellular region. NCBI's taxonomy places the organism in Eukaryota, Metazoa, Chordata, Actinopteri, Osmeriformes, Osmeridae. The transcript has 11 exons. Bases 239 to 8020 code for a protein of 2593 amino acids.
UGGACUGGCACUGCAAUUAUUUGGAAUCUAUAGGCCUAACGUAUAUAUAUUUUUCUUUUUUAAUUAUUUCUUGAUUCCGUGGUUGGUCGACCGUCACUUUGUUUUUUUCUCCAAGAUAUGGACUAUUGGCAUUUCAAUCUAUUCCCGAGACUGAAGAACACAGGUUCUCGUUAAUGAGAGGAAAAGAGACGCAGCCCCCCCUCGACCAUAACCGAGUGAGAAGCCUUUCUUCUCCAGAAUGAGCGCUGGCGGCUCCUCAUACCUGCGGCGGUCGCUGCUGAACGCUCUGUUUGUCUUGGCCUCUUUGCUACCGGGAAGUUGCGCCUGCCCGAAACCAUGCGCGUGUUACGUUCCCAGCGAAGUGCAUUGUACCUUCAGAUACCUGACCGCAAUACCGCGCCAGAUCCAGCCGGCUGUGGAACGAAUUAACCUAGGCUACAACAGCAUAACUGAGCUGAGAGAGAGUGAUCUGUCUGGGCUGGUCCACCUGGAGCUUCUCAUGCUCCACAGCAACACCAUCCACAGCAUCCAAGACAGGGCCUUCCAAGACCUCCGGUCCUUACAGGUCCUGAAGAUGAGCUACAACCAGGUAAAGGAGAUACGCAAGGAGACGUUCAGAGGCCUGCAGAGCCUGAUCAGACUCCACAUGGAUCACAACCGCAUCGAGUUCCUCCACCCCGAGGCCUUCUACGGCCUGACCGCACUGCAGCUGGUUCACCUGGAGGGGAACCUCCUCCAGCAGCUCCACCCUGACACCUUUGUGACCCUGAGACACAGCCAGGUGUUCAAGGUGUCCUCCGUCAGGAACAUCCACCUCUCGGACAACGCGCUCUCCAGCCUCCCUGCCGACGUGUUCUCCGGAUGCGCUCAGUUGGAGAACGUCUUUCUCCAUGGCAACCCAUGGUCAUGUGACUGCCGUAUGGAAUGGUUCCCCGUCUGGGUGCAGAGGAACGCAGGUGUGCUGAAAUGCAAACGGGACAGGAAAUACCCCCGGGGCCAGCUCUGCCCUCUCUGUGACACCCCGACCCCCUCCCAGGGCAGAGUCAUGGCCCAGCUCCCCAGCGAGGCCUUCUCCUGCUCCAAGCCCUGGAUUCAGUCCCAUCUGAAGCUGAGCAACUUCACCCUGGAGGAGGGCGACUACAACUUUGUCUCCUCACGGGACUUCAUCGCCCCCAUCGGGUCCCUCCAUAUGAACCUGACAGACCAGUUCCAGAACGACGCCAGCCUGUCCUGCACCGUCCAGAGGCCCUCAGCCAUGGAGGACCUGGCUUUGACCAUGGAGGAGGAGGGAGAGGCUAAUGUCACCAUGCUAACUGCUAGCAUCUCCACAUAUCUGGUCUGCAACAUCGAUCAUGAACACAUUCAGCCUCUGUGGCGCAUCCUGGCCACCUACAGUGACACGGCCUUGAGGCUGGAGCGGGGCCUGAUGCUGGCCAGGAGCCCGGAGAUGGUGUACCGCUACAGGCAGGUGAGGCCCGACCAGGUGAGGCCCGACCAGGGAGGCGAGGACAUCCAUACUGACGUUGAGGCUGAGGUCAAGGCUUCUCCAGCCUGGCUGAUGCAAGGAGAGGUCAGCUUUCAGCUGGACCGCAGCACAACCACAUUCUCCACCCUGCAUAUAAAGUACCAGUCAGUGGUCAACCUGAGGGUGGAGAGCGGACCCCCAAAGAAGGAUCGCUACAGCUGGACCAUGAUCAGGCGAGACAACCUGACCAAGACGGAACACGCUGUCCUCAUAGGGGGCAUUGUGGAGCUGAAGUGUGUGACCCUGGGGGAGCCCAGGCCCUCAGUGGAGUGGAUCCUGGCGGACGGCACCAAGGUGCGGGCGCCUUACACCAGCGAGGACCACCGCGUGGUGAUCACGGCCGACGGGAGGCUCAUCCUCCGUGGGGCGGACGUCUCAGACUCCGGCCUCUACCGCUGCAUCGCCACCAACUACCUGGACGCCGACAUGCUCAGCUUCCGGGUCACGGUGCUGUCGUCUGACGUGGAGGAGGCAGAGGUGAACGGGGCUCAGCUUGCACGGCCGCUGGGUCAAGGCCUGGUUCUGGACUGCGGGUCCUCAGGAAGCCCCGAGGCCUCCAUCCAGUGGGUUCUACCCGACAACACGGUGCUUGAUAAGUCCCACAAGAACCGGAAGCUGUACGAAAACGGAACCCUGGGGAUCCAGCAGCUGACUGGCCAGGACCGAGGGUUCUACAGGUGCUUGGCAGCCAAUCACCUGGGAGCGGACCUGCUGGUGUCGCAGGUCACCGUGACGGGUCAGGAAUUGCAUGAAGGGGCGGAGGGGGACGGGGAGGGCUCUGGGGUGGAGGUUGAUCCCAGUGUGCAGGAGGAGGCUGGCAUGUCUCUCAGUGAGACGCCCUCUGACAGGACCAGUCAGGAGUCCAGGACUCUCACCUCAGAUCGGCCCUAUCCCAGACACAGGUCCCACGGCAGGGAGUCUGGGGGCAGAAUGGGAGGACGGAGGAAAGGUUCCGGCAGCAGCAGGCGGACUGGGAGCUACAGGAGGGUCUUUGACAAAACCUCCAGGAAAGUGGACCCCCGGAUGUUUGCGGAGUUCAUGAAAAAGGCCCAAAGUGGAACCCUGGCCAAGACUGACAGGGAUGGAAAUGAGUCCGACCCUGGGAUGUCUGGGGACGGGGAGGAAGGCUCUGCGGAGGGUCUACUUCAGGGAGAGCCUGUUAUGCCACUCAGAACCAUCAAGCCAACUAUGGAAAACACUCACGAUAGCACCAUAGCAACAUCGACCGAGGCUGUGAGCACACAGCAAUUCUACAGUCAGACUGAAUCCAUGGCAACCACAGAGAGCAGUCAGAAUCAUGUUACGCCAGACACAGAAAACAGUCAAACCAGUGUCACGGCAACAUUCAGGGAUCCAGACAGCCAUCAGCCGAGCUUUACCACGUCAACGGACACCGCAUACACUCAGACAACAGAGUCGCAAACUCAGUCUGAUGCCACACCCAUCAAGUCUACAUUUACCCUUCCACCGGGGGAUGCCACAAGGAGUGUGAAUGAUGCAGUCACUUCACAUGCCACCAGUCCACACCACAGAGAAGCCAGCGAGAGCUAUGCUCUGGAGAGGAAUACGAGCAGCAAGCGCCCCGUCACCCUCCGCCUCACCGUGACCAACACCUCCGACAUCACCCAGCUCCUGUUCUCAGGAGGCCCCCACACUGACCCCGAAACCUCCACCUCCAUCUCCGGCAGCGGAACCAUCCUGACCUUCCUCACUGACCCCAACGUCACCCCCAUGAUGGACGGCCCUGGGCUCCCCUCGGACCCCAUUGUCCACUCGUCGACGGACCCCGACAGCCAGACCACCUUCACGGCCGUAACGACCACCGAGAGGCAGCAGGAUGAGAUCACCUUCCACACCACCCAGAGAAUCAAGUCCCCACGCCUGCCAGCCGGGUCCACCAUCAUCUCCCGCCAGCAGAUACACAUCAUCCCCCCCAAGAAGGGGGCUCAGGGAGGGGGCCGCAGGAGGGGCCCCGGGAGGAGGAGGAUCAUCAAGCCCAACAGGAUCACUGACAUCCAAUCAUUCCUGGACAAGCUCAAGCAGCCGUCCGGGAAGAAGCAAGGCAACAGAACGGUGCCGUUUAGCGUGGAGCUCACUACAGAGUGUGGUGAAUGUGAUGAGGAUGGAAAGAGGAAGACUAGUGGCCUGACGGAGGUGACAUCAUCCACUGUCACUUCUCCAUACUCUGAGCCCUCCACCCCCCAGCCCCCCUCCACCCACCUUCCCUCCAACCAGCCCCAGGCCAGGCUCGAGGUCUCCAGUGACUACAUUACCUCAGCUGACGCCCCGGAGGUCGACCCCACACCAGAUCCUUACAUGACAGAUGAGCCCGGGACCUCCAGAAUCACCACAACCACCACCGCUGUCUCUAAGGUGAUCCGGGGUCGAAUACCCUGGGACAGGCUGUUUGGUGGCAGGGACAGGAAAAAGGAGAUACUGGACAGGUUACGCAAGCCAGUCAGACCAACGACCGCCACAGGGAGCUCAAGAACGGUCAAACCAACGGCCGCAACAACGACCACAUCCACAACCGAGCUUCCCACGGUCGAUGCCCUGUCCGAACCUGUGACCGCGGCUCCCCCAGGGAGAGGUGUGGGGAACCCAGAUGCCUCCUCUGGCGACGACUACGAAGACUCCUUCUCCUCGGACCCGGAGACUCUCCAUUCGACCACAUCCAAGCCUCCCUCUCACUGGAAGACCACGACUCCUUCAGCCAGCACCUCCCUGGAGACUCACACCAUCCCCUCCCCGCCCACCGCCCAGCCCCCCCCUGGAGAGGCCCCCGACGAGGCCUCCUCCUCUGGGUUGGAAUCAGAGGUGUCGGGGCGGUCCCCCUCGCGCCGGUUUGGGGGUAAUCGUAGACCCAAAGGAGGAGGGUCAGGGUGGACGAGGAGGGGAUUCAGGGGUAGGAGGCCUUUCAGGAAGUCCACCACAACCACUAAAGCUCCCACCAGCACAACAGAAGCUGCAACCACCAUGGAAACCACCAUGGAAACCACCAUGGUCACCACUAGAAUGCCUCAGCACACUGUCUCUUUGUCCAAGCCCCUGUACACGCCCUCCAGAGAGGCUGAGCGGUCAGCCGUGACCGUGUCCACUGACCCCUACUACGACAACUGGAGGGAGCCCUCAACCAGCCGACCACCAGCCUACACCAGACUCCCAACCACCUCUACUACGCCCCACCCCACCACCCCAUACAGGCCCUACACCACCACCAGAACGUACAGCAACACCAUCAGGGGGAACAGCAACGCCAGGCCACCCCCAGGCAGAGAGGGCGGCCGGCCCACACAGAGGACCCUGACCCAAAGACCCAGGCCCACCAUGUCCAUUAGACCAAGAGGACAAGAAGAAAAGACCCUGACCUUUGACACCCUGACGGUCCUGACAGCUGAGCAGGGCCACAGCAGCACCCAGGGACCCUACAGCAGGCAGGACAUAGACAACGCCAUCUCCAAGGCCUACAACCACAUCACUGGAUACGACACCACCACGUCUAACAUCGUGGGCUUCGAGCCUUCCACGGACAGCCUGCUCAGCAAGCCCAGGAUAGUGGGGGGCAACGCUGCCAGUUACACCGUCCUCUCCAACUCCAACGCCUUCCUGCCCUGUGAGACGACAGGCAACCCUGAGCCAUCCAUCAGCUGGAAGAGGUUCUCCUCAAGCACAGGGAGCACUAUAACAAUCACAGGGCGGAUGGGAAAGUUUGAAGUGUUCAAGAAUGGCACCCUGUCCAUCCAGAACGCCAACAUCAAGGACCGCGGUCAGUACCUGUGCUUGGCGGAGAACCCCCAGGGCUCCGCCAAGCUCCUGGUCAUGCUGUCGGUGGUGGCCUACCCCUCACGUAUCCUGGAUCCCCACUUGAGGGAGAUCCAGUCCCACUCGGGGGGGAAGGUGGAGAUGACGUGCAAGGCCGAGGGUCGGCCCUCUCCGCUGGUGUCCUGGAUCCUCGCUAACCGCACGCAGGUCAGAGGUCACCACUCUAACCAAGACCGGGUGUGGGUGACCCCUGACGGCACCCUGGUCAUCCAGCAUGUGACCGUCUACGAUCGGGGUCACUACAAGUGCAUCGCGAGCAACCCGGCAGGGGCAGACACGGCCACGGUCAGACUGCAGGUGGUGGCAGCGCCCCCUGGCAUCCUGGAGGACAAGCGGCAGCAGGUGAAGGCAGAGGCGGGCCAGGACCUGUGGCUGGCCUGCACCGGCCAGGGCAGCCCUCAGCCCACGGUGCACUGGGUGCUGUUUGACGGCUCUGUGGUCCGCCCCCGAAGGACAUCUCCUGACCCCAGGGUGUCUGUGUUCCUAAACGGGACCCUCCUAUUGGAGGACGUGGCGGUCACGGACGGCGGGACGUACGAGUGCAUCGCCACCAGCUCCACGGGCUCGGAACGUCGCGUGGUUACCCUGGCGAUAGAGGAGAGGGAGGCGGCGCCCCGUAUCGUGGAGGCGUCGCGGCGCAGGACGGAGCUGGAGUACGGAGACCAGCUGAGGAUGAACUGCUUGGCCAGCGGGGACCCCAAACCCUCCAUCAUCUGGAGACUGCCCUCCAAGGCUGUGGUGCAACAGAAGCACAGAAUGGGUAGCAGGAUCCAGGUCCUGGACAACGGCACCCUGAUCAUCAACACUGUCAACGACAAGGACUCCGGAGACUACCUGUGCGUGGCCCGCAACGCCAUGGGGGACGACUUCCAGCUGAUGAAGGUCUAUGUGGCCAUGAAGCCUGCCAGGAUCGAGCCCAAGGUGUACGGCAAGAAGCAGGUGCCGUAUGGGAACGACCUGAGGGUGGACUGCAAGGCUUCCGGAGCACCAGAGCCAGAGAUCUCCUGGGGGCUCCCCGACGGCACACUGGUCAACAGCGCCCUGCAGUCCGACAGCAGCGGGAGAGGAGGGCGCUCAAAGCGCUUCAUCCUGUUUGAUAACGGGACUCUCUACCUGAACCAGGUGGGCAUCUCGGAGGAGGGCGACUACACCUGCUACGCCGAGAACCGUCUGGGGAAGGACGAGAUGCUGGUCCACAUCACCGUGCUCACGGCCUCCCCGCGGAUACGCACACCCAUCAGGACCUACGCCAAGGUGGUGCCCGGGGACAACAUUCGCUUCGACUGCGAGGCGGCCGGCGAGCCCAAACCCAAGAUCCUGUGGAUGCUGCCGAACAACGACAUGAUCGCAGCCUCCAACGAGCGCUACCUCAUGCAUGUGAACGGCUCGCUGGACAUCAGAGACGUCAAGCCGGUGGACGCUGGCGAGUACGUGUGUAUGGCCCGCAACACAGCCGGGGACGACAGCAAGGUGUAUAAGCUGGACGUUGACGGAAACCCUCCGGUGAUUAACGGAUACUACCGGAACAGGACGGUGGUGAAGGACACCGCCGCCAAAUACUCCAGGAAGCUAAUCGACUGCAAAGCCGAGGGAGAGCCGCCUCCAAAGAUCACCUGGAUCAUGCCGGACAACAUCUUCCUCACGGCUCCCUACUAUGGCAGCAGGAUCGUCGUGCACCCCAAUGGGACGCUGGAGUUCCGGAACGUGCGUCCGACAGACACGGCGGAGUUCAUCUGCAUGGCGAGGAAUGAUGGUGGGGAGGCAGUGAUGGCAGUGCAGCUGGAGGUCACAACCUCGCUCAGACGGCCCAUCUUCAAGAACCCCUUCAACGAGCGCGUUGUGACCCGCACGGGGAAAGCCACCGUGCUCAACUGCUCCGCCGACGGACACCCUGCCCCGGAGAUCACCUGGCUGCUGCCCAACGGAAGCCGCUUCGCCCCCGGCCCCGAACGCGGCCCGCGGCAUCGUCAGGGCAACGACGGCACUUUCGUCAUCUACAACCCCAGCAAGGAGGAUGCUGGGAAGUAUCGUUGCUCCGCCAAGAACUCCAUGGGCUACAUUGAGAAGCUGAUUGUCCUGGAGGUGGGCCAGAAGCCGUACAUCCUCACCCGCCCCCGGGGAAUCAUCCGCAGCGUGUCCGGGGAUCCCCUCUUCCUGCACUGUCUGGCAGACGGCAGUCCCAGGCCCAGCAUCUUGUGGACGGUCCCAGGAGGCCACACUCUGGCCCGGCCGCAGGUCCAGGGCCGGCACCAGCUGAUGGAGAACGGCACCCUGGUGGUGAAGGACACCACCCUCCACGACCGGGGGAACUACGUCUGCCGAGCGAGGAACGAAGCCGGUGAGGCUGUCCUCACCGUCCCGGUCAUCAUCAUCGCCUACCCGCCCCGCAUCACCACGGGCCCUCCCCCCACCGUAAGGGGGGCGGUUGGGGUGCCUGUCCAGCUCAUCUGCGCCGCCAUUGGGAUUCCCAAGCCGGAGGUGUCCUGGGAGCUUCCUGAUCAGUCGGUGCUGUCGGCCGCGAGCCAGGGGCGUCCGCGGGGCAGCGAGCUGCUACACCCCCAGGGAACCCUCAUCAUCCAGAGGCCCACCCCCUCAGACUCCGGCACCUACAAGUGCCUGGCCAAGAAUCACCUGGGCUCAGACACACGGGUCACAUACCUGAGGGUGCUGUGAGAGACAGGCUGAGGAGGAGGGUGGAUACAAAGUAUGGAUCAUGCGUGUAGAUGAGGAGUGUGGAGAAAGGAGUGUGGAGAAAGGAGUAUGGAUAAUGAGUGUGGAUAUAUAGUGUGUAUAUAGAGUGUGGAUUAGGAGGGUGGAUAUAGAGUGUGGAUUAGGAGGGUGGAUAUAGAGUGUGGAUUAGGAGUGUGGAUACGCCAGUAUGGAUACGCCAGUAUAAAAACUAUGAACAGUCAAGAACCUGCUCCAGUGCUUAUCUUUCAGCGCCUCCUGUAUUAUACACUAUGUCACCAGAGUGAACUUGUUUUCCGUGUGUGGAUCUGUGAAGAUCAGAGCUUGUGGAACAGUUGGACUGGAUCGCUUCUACUCUCCCGGCGAACGAAAGGAAUGAACAAAGGCACGAGGGAAGAGGCGGAGGAGAAGCUGUACAGAGAAGGCCCUGUUCUCUGCCAGGAACUCUGGGAAGGAGAGAGGUGUUAUUCUUGUCAUAAGGUGGAAGUCAGGGGUCUGGAAAUCUCCGAGUGGUUUUCAUUUGGACUGUUUAUUAAGAGGAGGGCCGGACGGCCAAGUUACCUCGCGUUUUCUUCCAGACACUGCUGCAAACACGGAUGAAAUUACAGCCCACGAAGAAGUGAGAGGGAGAAAGAGAGGCGCUCUCUGGGGGAUUCCACCCCCACAGACUCGGCAUGUUUACGUCUCGUGACUCAAGGUUUUGUGACCGAAACCGCUGCAGUGAAACAGGGACAAUAGACACGUUCAUAGAAGGAGAAAGCAAUUUUUCUCUCCGUCAGAAAUCAAACUUUCCUUUACAUAUGAACAGAGCUUGAAUAGUAAAAGACACAAUAUAAAUAUUAGCAUCAAUUUUACACUGGACCAGUAUGCAGUGUCUUCACAUUUCUUUAUUUGGUUUUUCUGCAAUGAACUCUGUCUGGUAAUUGCUUUUUUUCUUUCUUCACCAUGAUAAACUGAAUGUCCUGCCUUUCUCUUGGUAUGUAUUCUCACUGGCAUGGGUGUUCAUUUGACACUGUUCAUGUUCAGACUUCAUACAACUACUCAGUAUCCCCUUCAUUUAAUAAUAUAUUUUGUAGAAAAUAUUUACUUUACGGAAAUGUAUAUAUGCAAUUUGUGAUACCCAGGAAAAUAAAUUAAACACA